This is a messenger RNA of Nicrophorus vespilloides, 2879 nucleotides long. It is a transcript of the gene pb, whose product is annotated as homeotic protein proboscipedia. Bases 623 to 2572 code for a protein of 649 amino acids. The record is from RefSeq and is a predicted model, not a curated record. Lineage: Eukaryota; Metazoa; Arthropoda; Insecta; Coleoptera; Silphidae. The transcript has 4 exons. Gene Ontology annotation, biological process: regulation of DNA-templated transcription. Gene Ontology annotation, molecular function: DNA binding; DNA-binding transcription factor activity, RNA polymerase II-specific.
UAUAGAGAAGAAGAAAAAAGUAUAUGGAUGUAUUUAAUGAAUGAGGGGAGAAAGAAAUAUGAAAUCGUGGGGCGAGGGGGCGAGUCGAGGGGCGGCAUGUAUUUUCCAUAUUUUUUAAAAAAUUCUUGCGGUGUGAGCGUGUGAGUGUACGAGUGUGUGUGUGUGAGUAUAAUUGCCGUGCGGGCCGUCACGCUAGGCUAGGAUCGGGUCCCGCCUCCAGAGCCAACCCACCGCCUCUUCGGAGAGGCUUACUGCGCCUGUCAUUGGACUACCGUGGCCCACGUGACCGGCCAUCAUCCUCUUCAAUGGGAAAGAAACAAAAACAAGCCGACUCGCUAACAGUAACUACGAACAUACACGUAACAAUCGUUUCCUAUUUCUGGUCCCAGGCAGAUUUCGCGGGUGUUUAAACUGGACUCAAGUAACCAAACAAAAAAAAAUAAUUAAUAUACAACAAUAUAUAAAGAGGAAUUAAGGAAAGAAGAGAAUUCAUCUUCGUGUUUUUGAAAAUAAAAAUUAUUUGUUCUUGAGUUGUUCGGACAAGUCCAGGUGCUGGUGCUCGUUUCUUUUUGGUUGUAUAUACCGUGUGCGGAUGGUACAGUGUGUUAUGCGGUUUGUGUAGAUGCGAAUUAGACACCCUCUCCGGAUGCCGGCGGGACACUUGGAGGAGGAGGAUUUCGUAGUGGUCAAGACGCGGUCGACGACGCCGGAAGGACCCGGGGCCGCCGGAUUCUGGCUGCCCGGGGCCCAGACGCACCCGCUCGAAGGAUGCAACGAGUCGGGAUUCAUCAACAGUCAACCCUCGAUGGCCGAAUUCAUGACGGCCCUUCCGCAUCUUCCGAGCGCCGCGGAGAUGCAGCCGCAGAUCUCACCUCCGCAGCUGACGCCACCAGGUGCAGGCCCUUAUCCGAUGGACGUACCGCACGGCCUCGGAUCACCAGGAGUCAACGUGCCGGAGUAUCCGUGGAUGAAGGAGAAGAAGACGACGAGGAAGAACAGCCAGCAAGAUAAACGAAAGAACGGCUUGCCACGGAGAUUGCGGACUGCAUACACUAACACCCAAUUGCUCGAGCUGGAGAAGGAGUUCCAUUUCAACAAAUACCUUUGCAGGCCGAGGCGGAUCGAGAUUGCAGCGUCCCUAGAUUUAACAGAAAGACAGGUGAAAGUGUGGUUCCAGAAUAGAAGGAUGAAACAUAAAAGGCAGAGCUUGGGGAAGGGCGGAGAUGAGGGUGACGAUAAGGAUUCGGUUACUAGUGAAGGCGGGAAAAGUGGGAAGAUCUCGGAUAAGUUCCUGGACGAUGAGAUGGCUAAGAAGAGCUGUCAGGGAUGCGAGAUGCCGACUGCGGGAUUGUGCGGGACGCAGCACGAGGAUGUUCCUGAUAUCGGGGCGAAUAGGGGGAACAACAAUAAUACGCCGAGCGCAACCAAUAAUAAUACUAGCUUCAACAACAAUAGUAACGGGGCUAGUUCGGUGGCGAGCUCCGGGUCUUUUGAUAAGAUGAUCGAGGAGGAUUCAAGGUCUAACGAGGAUAGCGGAGCUGUUAGGAUUCCUAAGAAGGUCACGGUGAAGGUGGAGAACAGGAAGAGCUCUCCGAACGUGGAUAAAAAGACGGCUUUGAGUAAGACGUCUCCGAAAGAUGGUUUGCUGGAGCCGGCGAAGGCCGCGACGAAAGUGUUAGCUCCUGGACACCCGAGUCCUUUAGGUACCAGCAUGAUUUAUCCGCCGUUGCAAAGAGCGUCUCCGACGACGGCAACAGCUAUUGCCUCAGCAACUGUUACGAUACAGAACGUCCCGAACACCAUCCCACCGUUCGCAGCAAGAGGUUCCAACUCCUUCCCAAAUCAGUACCAGAUGCCGCAGCAGGAUUACAGACAAUCGCAGCAGAAACCGUACAUCCAAACGACCGGUUACAACACCGGAGAAAUGCAGUACGACGUUGGAGAAGGACAAUCUUACGUUAGGAAUCAGGGCAGGAUGAACGCCAGGAACAGGCAGAACUACGGCUACCAGAACCAACAGCACUACUACAACUACAACAGCAAGGAGUAUCAGAUGAACAAUCAGAACUACACGCAGGGUUACGAGAACUACAACCAUUACGCGUAUCCAUCGACGGGGAUGUAUCCCAGCGAGGUUACCGAAGGAAUGAACGCUCAUCACGGUAUGAGCCACGAAGGCUACUACACCAACAACGACAACAUGCAUUCCAUGCACAAGGUGCAGAGCGCCGAGUAUCCAGCGAAGGUCGGUUACUACGAGAGCAACAGCUACAACAACUCCUCGGCCACAGAAUCGGCAACCUACAUGCCCACGGAAAUCUAUCCUAAUGCGAACAACGCUGCUGCUGCUGCAGCCACCGCCGCCAUAAUGACGCCACCAACAAGUGUGCAGACGGACUCGAGCGACAACUACUCCAACUCCAACUUCCAUCAGUUCUAUCCCACCGAGCCCAACCAGCAGACCCAGCCGCAGCAACCGCAACCGCAGGGCGACAACAGCAACAGCUCCUCGGACUUCAAUUUCCUCAGCAACCUGGCCAACGAUUACACCCCCGAAUACUAUCAAAUAUGAUUCUAGUGCAAUCCCCCAAAAAUAAAAAAACGAAAUCCCCCCAAAAAAUAAACAGAACUCCUUGUGAUUCAUCUAAAUAUCUAAGUAAAGAAAAAAAUAAAAUAAACACACUCACGCUCUAACCAAGACACCCUGUAUAAAUAAGUGAUAUGAUGUAGCUGUAACAUAUAAAAAAAAACAACUAGACAAUCCUUGCUUCUCCUUUGAACUUGCAGUUCAAGUAAAACAAAUUAAACAAUCGGAUUAUCACCAUCAUUAUGAUUAUUUCCACUAUUAUUAAACAUAUUUGACUGUACAGUAACUUAGU